This is a messenger RNA of Hordeum vulgare subsp. vulgare (domesticated barley), 3237 nucleotides long. Its product is annotated as pentatricopeptide repeat-containing protein At4g02750-like. Gene Ontology annotation, biological process: RNA modification. NCBI's taxonomy places the organism in Eukaryota, Viridiplantae, Streptophyta, Magnoliopsida, Poales, Poaceae. Bases 1 to 2301 code for a protein of 766 amino acids. Gene Ontology annotation, molecular function: RNA binding; protein binding. The transcript has 3 exons. The record is from RefSeq and is a predicted model, not a curated record.
AUGCGCGUCACGGCGCGGCGCGCCGGCGUCCUCGGAACGGUGGGCUCCCGGCCCCCCAAGUCGCUGGCGGACGCGGCGCGCGCGCUCUGUGGCUGCUCCCACGACGACGGCAUCGCCUCCGGGAACAGGCUGAUGGGCAACCACCUGAGGGCCGGCAGGCCGGGCGCCGCGCGGGAGGUGUUCGACGGAAUGCCGCGGCGCGACGUGGUGUCCUGGAACUCCCUCAUGGCCGCGCACGCGCGGGAGGGCGCGCACCGGGAGGCUGCGUACGCGUUCCUGGAGCUGAGGCGGCGCGGGGUCCGGCCGGACCACACCUCGUUCUCAACCGUGCUGUCGUCUGUCGCGCGGCUCGAGGCUCUGGAGCUGGGGCGGUGCGUCCACGGGCUCGCGCUCAAGUCCCGCUCCACGGGUAAUGUGUUUGUGGGCGCUUCGCUCGUCACCAUGUACGCUAACUCUGGGGUUUCCGGUUGCCUGCAGCGAGUCUUUGAUGAAGUCGACACUCCAAAUGCGGCCUUGUGGAAUGCUCUAGUAUCAGGCCUCGUGAUGAACCAUCGAGUAGCCGACGCCCGCAGGGUUUUCGAUCAGAUGCCGACUCGCAAUGUCGUUUCCUGGACGGCCUUGGUAAAAGGCUAUGUUACGGUGCACGAGGUGGAGCUGGCGCAGGAGCUGUUUCACUUGAUGCCCGUGAAGAAUUCUGUGUCGUGGUGUGUCAUGAUAGGAGGGCUUGUGCACCAUCAGCGAUUCAGAGAGGCAGUUGAAGUGUUCAAAAGUUUGAUGAGGAAUGGGGAUGGAGUGACAAAUGCGGUUCUAGUUAAGGUUGUGAACGCCUAUACUGGCCUGAAAAGUAUUGGAGGAGGCAGAUGCAUUCAUGGGUUUUCUGUCAAGUCUGGAUUCGUUCUUGACCUGAUUAUCGAGGCAUCAUUAGUUGCGAUGUACUGUAACUCCUUGGACAUCGAUGAAGCACAAUUGGAAUUUGAUAAAAUGGAUAGAAAACAUGUUAGUUCAUGGAAUGCCGUCAUAUGUGGCUAUAUUAAUGCAGACAAGAUUGAUGAGGCUAGAAAACUUUUUGAUUCCAUGAUCGAGAGAGAUAAGAUCUCAUGGAACUCGAUCAUUAAUGGCUAUAUCAGAGAUGGAAGAAUUACUGAUGCUACUGAGUUGUACUCAAGAAUGCCUGAGAAGAACAUGGAAGCAGCCACUGCUUUCAUGUCAUGGUUUGUAGACAACGGAAUGCUAGAUAAAGCACGGGAUAUGUUUUAUAGUAUGCCCCAAACAGAUGUAAUGUCGUGUACAUCUUUACUCUUUGGAUACAUGAAAGAAGGAUAUCUGGAUGAUGCACUGGACCUUUUCCAUAGGAUGAACAAAAGAACUGUGGUCACUUACAAUGUGAUGAUAGCUGGUUUUCUUCAUCAAGGCAAGGUUACUGAAGCUUACAGGCUAUUCAAUGAAUCACCUUCUCAUGAUUCAGUGACUUGGAGCUGUUUAAUUACCGGGCUAGCUCAAAAUGGUUUAACUGAUGAUGCACUUAGGAUGUACAAGAAAAUGCUAUUAACCUAUGUGCGCCCAAGCGAGUCAGUGGUUUCUAGCCUCAUAAGCUGUUUUGCACACCAUUCUAUGAUUGUUCAUGGUCAGCAGUUUCAUGCCACAACCAUCAAGCUUGGGCUUGAGUUAUGUUUACUAAUUCAGAAUUCACUUAUUAGCCUAUAUUGCAAAUGUGGCGAAAUGAUCACAGCCCUGAAUAUUUUUGAUCAGAUGGUUAACAGAGAUGUGGUUACAUGGAAUACAAUAAUUCAUGGAUACGCAUUCAGUAACCUUGGUCAAAAAGCUAUUGAAAUGUUCGAGAAUAUGAAGAUGGCACAAGUUGAUCCUGAUGAAAUCACAUUUGUUGGUGUACUUUCUGCAUGUAAUCACAUGAGUCUUUUGGAGGAAGCAAAACAUUUCUUUGAUGCGAUGACGAGUGAACAUGGAAUUGUGCCUAAUAUAACGCACUAUGCUUGCAUGGUUGAUCUAUUUUGUAGGAGAGGCAUGGUUGAGGAGGCUGAAGGUUUAGUUAAGUCGAUGCCAUUUGAACCUGAUUCAGCAAUAUGGACCUCUCUCUUGAGCAGCUGCAGAUUGAGUGGCAAUGAUAAGUUAGCGGAGCAUGCAGCAAGUCAAUUGAUCGCCAUAAAUCCUGGCACUAAAAUGCCUUAUCUGCACCUUAUCAGUGUACAUGGAUCAACAAAUAGAUGGGGUGUGAUUGAUAGUCUGCGAAGUCAAAUUAGAAGAACUGCCACUGCGAAAGAAGUUGGUUAUAGCUGGAUUUAGAUAGAAUCCUACCAUGACCCACUGUUGAUGUAUUUUAUCAAUGGUGGUUCAGUGUAGUACCAAAACACUAUGCUGUAUACAGUGAGGCACAGCUGGUAUAUACUUUCAGUAUCCAUGGUGCAGCCCGUGAUCAUUUAUAUGGACAUUUCAACCAAACAGACUGCUUGAGAGUUCAGUACACAGACUCUUGGUGGAUGGGUUAACCUAGUCAUAUUGGUGUGGAAUGCGAAAAGUGUGAGACACAUCUGUCAGGAAUACGGCGCCGAAUUUUGCCGAAGCGGAAACCUUUCAACCAGGUUAAGAAGAGUUCGGUCAGCAGAGGAUGGAAGGCGUGGCGCAGGCCGAGAUAUGUUCAGUUCAAUCCCUGCAUUUCAGAUCAGCGCCGACUGUCGGAUGUAACCGGGUCUGCGAAAAAUACCCAGCCAAUCUAUGUGUGGCAUCCACCGAAUGGCCUCUGCCCUCCACACCGGCAGCACUGCUCAGCAGCUAAGGAUCAUGGUGACUGUCAGGCUGAGCACAGGGAAUGCGACGGUCGCCGUCGCAAACUACAUGGCAGGGCGUUGGCAGCUUUAAGGCUCGGCGAAGCAGAGCUUCACCAGGGAAGCCGAUGCACCGUGCUCACCGGAGAAGACCUUCGCCUGAUGGAUGGUCGAAGCGGUAACCCGUCUAGCCGGAGCUCGCUCCCGACCUUUUCUGGGCGGGAAGCUGGCUCUGGACCUUCUGCCACUCUUCUUUGAGCUGUUCUUUGUAUUGCUCCUAGACUGUACCACAUUCAAUUAGUCUGCACUCUAAUUCCUCCCUGUGUCUCAAAAACACACUAUCUUGUGAGGUAAUGAUGCAUCGAACAACACGACAAUAAACAAAGGCUUUACUCCACUAAGAACACAACAAUUAUCAAGGAUAUAUGAAAAAAGUGCUAGGCAUUAAUCGUGUGUA